CUCAACACCUCAUCCAAUGUGUCUACUAAAUUUCCGGACAUGAUCAUACAAGUUGAUGAAGAGUGGAAAUUUUCCGCCUUUGCAGUUUGCCCCACUCAACGCUUCGCCCAUCAUCCUCUUCCAAACCCCUUCUUAAGACUCUCUCCCUCUUCCCUUCCGUUCUCCUUGCUCUUCCAACAAAAUUUCGUCUUUUCAUUUGCAGAAUCACAUCCUUCACGAUGGCGAGGUCGAUAGCUCCCCUGUUUCUGCUGGUCCUCCUGUUCUGGGGCCAGUUCUUCCAUGUCCAUGCCGCUCGGUUAAAUUCCCUCGUCUUCCCCCUCUCACAUUCUCUCUCUCGUUCUCAAAAUGCGAACUUUACCAUCCUCCAGCACCUCAAGGAGUUGUCUCUCCACUCCGCAGUACGCCGCCAUAACCACCGACACCCCCCGGAGCGCCGCCGGCAACAGGUGUCCCUCCCUUUGUCCCCAGGCAGCGACUACACGCUCAGUGUGUCCGUCGGCGCGCCAUCCGCCCCCACCACCGUCGCACUGUACAUGGACACGGGAAGCGAUAUUGUCUGGUUUCCCUGCUCCCCCUUUGAGUGCAUGCUCUGCGAGGGCAAGCCGUCGUACCCUCCGCUCCACCCCCCGCUGCCCCCGCCACCGGCGUCCCGCCAGGUCGCCUGCGGAUCCGCCGCCUGCUCCGCCGUCCACUCGGGGCUCCCGGCGUCUGAUCUCUGCGCCAUCGCCGCAUGUACUCUGGACGAUAUCGAGACGGACUCCUGCUCCGCCCCGUGCCCCCGCUUCUACUACGCCUACGGCGACGGGAGCCUCGUCGCCCGCCUCCGCUGCGGUCCCCUCGCCCUCCACGGCUCCGCCGCUCCCUCCGCCGCGGCGCUCCGCUUGCAGAACUUCACCUUUGCGUGUGCGCACUCCGCGCUGGCGGAGCCCGUCGGCGUAGCGGGCUUCGGCCGCGGCCCGCUUUCUCUGCCUGCCCAGCUAGCGGCUCUUUCGCCCUCCCUCGCCGCCCGCUUCUCCUACUGCCUCGUCUCACACUCCUUCAAGCAAGACCGCCUUCUCCGGCCUAGCCCGCUCAUCCUUGGCCGAACCGAGCCGAAGCCAUCCGCACCGGACAAAUAUCCGCCCUUCGUCUACACCCCGCUCCUCCACAACCCCAAACACCCCUACUUCUACUCCGUCGGCCUCGAGUCUCUGUCGGUCGGGCCGAACCGGAUUCGGGCGCCUUCCGAAUUGAGGGGCGUCGACCGGAAAGGAAACGGCGGGAUGGUGGUCGAUUCGGGCACCACCUUCACAAUGCUUCCGGCGGAGACCUACACGAGCUUGGCGUACGAAUUCGACCAGCAGAUGAGCCGAGCGGGAUUCCAGCGAACCGCAGACACGGAGGAGCGCACCGGGUUGCGGCCAUGCUACUUCUUCGAGGAUCGGAAGGCAGACCAGCGGAGCGUCCCGGGGCUAGCGCUCCACUUCGCGGGGAACGCGAGCGUGGCGCUGCCGCGGCGAAACUACUUCAUGGGGUUCGAGAGCGGCAGACAUCGGGUGGGAUGCCUGAUGGUGAUGAGCGGCGCGGAGGCGGCCGCGGAGGAGGAGUAUGGGGGGCCGGCGGGGACGCUGGGCAACUUCCAGCAGCAGGGUUUCGAGGUGGUGUACGAUCUGGAGAAGAAGCGAGUGGGGUUCGCGCGACGCCGCUGUGCAACGCUGUGGGAGGAGAUGACACGUGCCUGAACGACGCGUCCGCACGUGUGGGAUUUGACUGGUGAGCAAUUACAGCGAGGCGAGGAGGUGUGGCGCACGUGCGGGGCAUGGGCGAAGACAAGUCUUUUUUGUCUCACAAGUCCUAAAUAUGGCCUAGAAAGUUCGGGAUAUUUAACGCUGUAAAUGUAUGUAAAUAAUAAAAAUGUCGAUGCCCAUCUAUCUCCUAAAUCACAAUAUUCGUGGCAAAUGCUUUAAUCA
Messenger RNA from Zingiber officinale, 1949 nucleotides. RefSeq names its product probable aspartyl protease At4g16563. Gene Ontology annotation, biological process: proteolysis. NCBI's taxonomy places the organism in Eukaryota, Viridiplantae, Streptophyta, Magnoliopsida, Zingiberales, Zingiberaceae. The transcript has a single exon. The record is from RefSeq and is a predicted model, not a curated record. The coding region runs from base 219 to 1721 and encodes 500 amino acids. Gene Ontology annotation, cellular component: extracellular region. Gene Ontology annotation, molecular function: aspartic-type endopeptidase activity.